GACACUGUUUAGCACUGUAGUAUGUAGUUUGGUUCCUGGCCACCAUUUCUCUCUUUUUUAAAAAAUUAAUUAAUUAAUUUGACUUUUGUUUCUAAUUGUGGUUCAGCUUUUCGGCUCUCGUGACCGCCGUUCAACCCAUAAUUACAGGCCUCGUGACUGGAGAUUUAAAAAAAAAAAAAAAAAAAAAAAAAAAAAGGAGAAAAAAAACCCCCUGCAUAAGGCAUAAAAAGCUGACGUAAAUGUUACAUCCUGUAAUGAUAAGCUGGGGCUAGACAACUUUUCUUCAUGGCGGCGCUAAAUCAUGUUGUUGUUGUUGUUGUUGUUUUCAGACCUGCUCGACCUUUAGAAAUCGAUUAUGGCUUUAAAAUGCGCGGUGUAAAUGUGUGGAGGGUUUCCUAAUUAAAACACACACCUACAUUAUCCUGACACAUAUGAAGUCGACACACAAUAUCACCCUUACCACGAAUCAAACUAGACACAGUGCUGUGAAUAUACAGUAUGAUUACACAGGGUCGUAUAUCAGCGUUGUUGUUGUUGUUGUUGUUGUUUGCACGAGCCUAAUAAAAGCUUGACAUUGUUAUCAUUUGCGCAUUAGCAUAACGACUCGCCACCCACAGAAAGCUCAUGAACGUCCCCUAACGUCUUUUCUUUUCUUUUUGACCUCCGUGAAAGCGAGUUAACGUCGAAAAAGAAAAAAAAAAAAAAACACCAUAUCUUACGUGACUAAAUAAAUUACCAGCUAUACUAGAAAUAGGAAGGAGGAAAGCAGAAGUGCGCCUCCGAAUCUCUGCAGCUCUGCAGGAAAUGUUCUUUCUAUUACACAUCCAAACGACCUCAGCCGCAGGUCCUUGUAGAGACAUAAAACCACACCGAGACAUUUCGAGAUAUUCUCGACACACGUAAAGUCUCAAAAAAAUUCUUUUAUAGUUCCUGCGCUGUAUUUUAACUCGCGCAAUCGUAACAAAGUGCAAAAUCCGCGUGUAAUCUUCGGGGUGUUUUUUUAAAACGGUACCGAUGCGACGACAGCGUCUGACCAGCUGCGUGUCCGUACCGUGUUUUGAAUUUAAUAUGAACGUUUUGUCGGCGAAAUGCUUCGUAAAUCGUACGACUAGAAACGUGGACGCUGGGAAAAAUAUUACAUGGUAACAGCGCACAUUUUUGAAGCGCGGAAUUCCCGCGGCGUCGUUUUCAUAUUGAGCCUCGGCGAAGCACCGGGCGCUCGGAUAUUUUCCCCUUCCAGGACCUGCGGCAAUCCAUUCAAGCCAACAAGUUUGGAGAGAAUGUUGAGUUUAAUCAAUUCAGAGCGUCGAGAUGGAGCCCAACUCACUCACGUGGGUCGGCUCACCUUGUGGCUUGCACGGACCGUACAUUUUCUACAAGGCGUUUCGGUUCAAGCUCGAGGCCAAAGCGAGGAUUUUGUCUCUGGGCGAUUUUUUCUUCGUGCGCUGUAAACCGGAGGACCCGGUGUGCAUAGCCGAGCUCCAGCUGCUCUGGGAAGAAAGGACAACCAAGCAACUUUUAUCCAGCUCCAAACUUUAUUUUCUGCCAGAAGAUACUCCCCAGGGAAGGACUGUCACUCACGGAGAGGACGAAGUGAUCGCCGUGUCGGAGAAGGUCAUCGUGAAGUUGGAAGACUUGGUGAAAUGGACAGUGUGGGAUUCAUCGUGCUGGAACAAGGGCCUGCAUGCGCUGCCUCUAAAGCCCUCGAUGCUGAAAGAGCUGGGCAAGAAUGGCCAGAGGGAAAGCCUCUACCGCUACCGAGAAUCCACGUUCAACAGUGGCCUGAACUUCAAGGACGUCCUGAGGGAGAAGGCUGAACUGGGUGAUGAUGGCGAGGAUAAGAGGGUCCUGGUGCUAAGCUAUCCACAGUACUGUCGCUACCGCUCCAUCAUCGCACGGCUCCGUGAGCGGCCUGCCUCGCUCCUGACGGACCAGGUGGUACUAGCUCUGGGGGGUAUCGCUACGCUCACAAGCAGCACUCAGAUUCUCUACUGCAGGGACACAUUCGAGCACCCCACACUGCUGGAGAACGACAGCAUCUGCGACGAAUUUGCACCCAAUUUGAAGGGCCGGCCCCGGAAGAAGAAAGUCCCCAUGUGCCAGCGCAGAGACUCGCAGGCCCAGAGUGGAAACACCAAAGAGCCCGGCUGUGUGGAGGCCAGGACACCCAGCAAGGCGAAAGCAGAAACAAAGGCAGUGGUGUCGAAACCUAAGAGCAGCAGCUGCAAAAAGGUAUUGGCCGAGGAGAAGAGUAAGGAGGAGACGGGGGAGGAGUGCCGCGCCGAAGAACAGGCCUUCCUAGUGGCCCUCUACAAGUACAUGAAAGAGAGGAAGACCCCUAUAGAGCGAAUACCCUAUCUAGGUUUCAAGCAGAUAAACCUUUGGACGAUGUUUCAGGCUGCUCAGAAGCUGGGAGGAUACGAGCUGAUCACAGCCCGCCGACAGUGGAAAAAUGUAUACGACGAGUUGGGUGGAAACCCAGGAAGCACCAGCGCCGCCACGUGUACACGGAGACACUACGAGAGGCUAAUCUUGCCCUAUGAGAGAUAUACGAAAGGAGAGGAGGACAAGCCACUACCUCCCAUCAAGCCCCGAAAGCAAGAGGCCAGCAUGCAGGAGGGGAGCACCAAGUCAAAGGUGCCGUCCACAAAGCGCCACAAAGACGAACAAAAUCCAAAGGACUGGAACGAAAAGGACGCCUCGGCUAAAGUCCCCGAGCCGGAUGCAGAGGACAUAAAGGACAAGGAACAGCUUCAGGAAGAACUGAUGGUGAAGCAAGAGGCACAGCAGUCCCAAGUUUCAGCCCGGAUAGAUGGCGAGGCAAUGAGUCCCAACGCAGAGGAUGGGGCCGUGCAGCUGGUCCUCCAGGAGGAGGAGACGAAACCAGUGCUCAAGAAAUCCUGGGAUGGUGGUCCACAUGAAGCAAUCAAACAUGCAUCGCUUCCACAGGAUGGCAUGCCACUCAAAUCUGAGGACUCCGAAGUGUUCCCCAUUGCUGCGUCUAUGCCACUACGGCACUCCCACCCCCUUCCCAACUGUUACACACAGGACCAGUGGCAGCAUGAGAGAGCAGAAUACAAGGCACCUUCAUACACCCUGGGAAAGACAGAACAGGCUGGUGUAAAAGACAGCCAAAACCAUGUAGGAAUGGUGCUACCCACCUUGAAACAAAGACCUCUGCACUCCCUCUCCGUACCAGAGAUCCCAACAGAGAGGGCUGAACUCCCCACCAAGGAGGAGAGCUUCUGCUACAAUCCACUCUUGUAUCCUAGGAGCAACCCUGGUAUCAUGUCCCCCCUAGCUAAGAAGAAGAUGCUGUCACAAGUAAGUGGCACUGGCUUGGCCAGCAAUUUCCCCUAUGGUCCACCUCCCCCAUUAGUCAACAAAAAGGCAUCAAGCAGCAGUACAGAAGAAACCGCUUCUGAGCAACCGGGACCCCAGGUCCCUUCCUCUACAGGUGAGGCAAGUGUCAUGAUCAAGCGUCCGUCUGUCAUCCAGCAUGCUCAGAGUUUCAAGCCUCGCGAGGACAGAAGACCUGCUAUUGAAACCUCGCAUAGGGAGGUGUGUGGUGAGAGGGAGAUAUACCCUUCUGAACAACCCCAGCGUCAGCCUCUUCACCACUCACAGCCCAGCCCUACAGGAGAACCCUACAUUGUGAGAACCAAUCUUCAUUCCAGUGUGGAGAAAUCCAGUGAGGUACCUCGCCCUGGGCAGGUGCCAAGUUUCCUGGGUGAUUUCUGCUCCUCACCACACCUGCACAGCCUCUACCGACAGGCAGAGCACCAUCUAAGCAAGGAACAGCUAACCAAGUACCUAAACAGAGAGACUUACUCACGGGACUGUGAAACUGCACAUGGUUUCCCUCAGAGUCAGCAUCCUGACAGUGGAAGUCUGACUUACUCGCCCCGUCUGAAUCCAAAAGAGAAAGGCCCUCCUAGUGAAAAGGUCACAGAGGAGCAACCAACAGAUCUGAGUCUCCCAAAACCCUCUUCACACAAAUUGCCCCACUCCACUUCAUCUCUGUGCAGCCUCUCACAUUCCAUGAUGCAGCAGGACAUUAAAAACACUCCUCUUUUUCAGGCAGGUAGCAGUCAAAGUUCAAGCCUGGACUAUCACCCCAGAGCCUGUCGUGUUCCUCCUAUGACUGUGUCCACUCCAAAAAAGGUGGUUGAACCCCAGCUCAAAGCACACAGUGGCCGAGGAGAAGAGACAGUUAGCUACAAGAUAGACGAACUGGCUCGGCCUAUCCUAAGCACCAAAAGUAGCCCACAGAAUGUUGGUGCGGCACGGCCACUUAAACGUAAUCUAGAGGAGUUGGAGAACGGACCAACCGAGAAGAAGAUUCGGGCUGUGACCCCCAUGCACUGCUCCACGCCUAGAGAUGUCCCGGUUAAAGUGCGGACCCCAGAGCCUGACAAUGAAUCCAUGAAGCCGGCUGAGCCGGCACACGCGGUGCACAUCAACAGCUAUGCUGCUGAGGGACACAAGUUCCCAAUGCACUCCUCCAUCUUCCCAGGACUGUAUCCUGGGGCAUUUGUUUCUCAGGUUCAGGAAAUGUGUGACAGCCUGGGCCCUCAUGCCCCCCCUGGUUAUUCGCAUCCACUGCAGUACUUGAAGAACCAGGCUGUCAUCUCACCACUCAUGCCCCAGUUCGCCAUCCAUUCCAUAAUGAUGCAGAGACAGUUCUUGGCCCAGGCGGCCAAUCCAGCCCACCUGUACAGGCACCCAAUGGGGACUUCAUAUGGAGACAUUCUCCAUCAUGGCCUUUACCCCAUGACAGCCCUCAAUCCUCAGCCAGCUUUCAGUCCCCCACAGCUCUCCUCAGUUCAUCCUAGCACCAAACUCUCUUAAAAAGAACCAGACAUUCCGCUAGCUAGAGUGGCCUUGCCCACACUCCUGACUCGAAUCCAAACGGUCCCUAUUCCCAAUAAGCAUGGCUAUGCCAUCGACUACACAGCUAGCGGCAUUAGAUGCUUUUAUUUUAGGAGCAGUGUUUCUGUUAUUUGUCCUUUUGCCACUCAAGUUUAUGAUUUGCACAUUUCUUUGAACAUGGGCCAGCUGAGCUGAUUGUGUCUUGUUCGCACAGCGCUGUUUGCAGGUAUCAGUUGUCUAGUUUCAAUGAUGUUGCUUCGGCAAAGGUAUGUACCGAUGGAAGAGCAGGAACUCUCACUGAAGAUCUGAGUGUCCGGUGGAUCUAAACAAGUGACAAAUCAGUGCAAUCACAGUAAUGCUUUUUCAAUCAAUCUGUAGAACUCUGAUGUGAAACACUAUUGAUGACAAAAUUUACAGGAGAAGCUGCCUGGUGAACUAUUGUAUGUUUGCAUAUUAAUCCUUACUGUGCAUUCUUUUCUUUUUUUUUCUUUUCUUUUUCUUUUUUUUUUUUUUUUAAUGUAUCCGUGUGGUAGCUUAGUGUUUCAAGCCUGCAGGGGGUUAAACUACUAAGAUCUGAAUAUUGCUCCAUUUACAAGAACCACAAGAGACCUGAACAUUGCAGUUGGUUGUAUUACACAGCUACAUGUAAAUAAAUCUAACUAAGCUUUCCUUGAAACAAUCUUAACCUUUGACAAUAAAAUGUGAGUUAGGUUUCACACGCUUUUCUGACCACCCAUCCGCUGGCAUCCCCUUGAGUUCUUCUCACAUUUAGUAAAGUUCCCACCCAUUUGCCAGGGCAAAGUGGAAUGUGUUUGUCAAAUGUAGGACCGAGGUGCUUGUACAUAACCUUAGCUAACUGAAAAACACUUUGUAUUAUAUUCACUGGCUACGGUAAUUUCUGACUGCGCUGAACCACAAGUUCUAAAAAUGGGAUCGGAUCACUUUGCUCAAGACGGGAUGAAGCUUCAGGACUACUUUGGUGUCAGAAAGUGGCUUUUGUCUUUGCAGACACACAUUUGUGAUCACAGUUUACUCAGAGCAAUUCUUUUCAAGAGUUUUACCAGAGAUAUACCAGGCUACACUCGGGGAUGUGGGGGUGGUGUGUUUGGGGUGGGGGGCGGGGUUUUAGGAGCACUUACUGAAGCACACACAAAAGGACCCUGCUGAAAGACGUUUAGCAGUGGAUGUCAAAAUUAGCUUCAAAUAUUCUGCAAAGAAGUGUUACGGCAGCGAUCAGUUCUUAAAAGCUGUGUAAAAUGUGUAACACCCCCCCCCCCCCCCCCCAAAAAAAAAAAAAGGUUGUCAUUUAAAAAAAAAAAAGUUACAAUUUCUUUGCACAAUGACUUUAUUAAAAGUACCAAUACAAUUUGAAAGUGACACAAUCUUCUUAGGAUUUUGUUUGUUUGUUUGUUUGUUUGUUUCUUUCUGUAUUAGUAGGGAAAAUUAAACUUAAAAGUUCAAGAAAUGUAUUUACUCCAGCUGUUUGGAGUAGCACUCAAGGUUGCUAUGUAACAUUUUUAAUGAGAAAUAAACCAUUUUAUAAGUUGAA
Molecule: messenger RNA, 6421 nt
Organism: Ictalurus furcatus (blue catfish)
Lineage: Eukaryota; Metazoa; Chordata; Actinopteri; Siluriformes; Ictaluridae
Gene: arid5b
Product: AT-rich interaction domain 5B
Exons: 10
Coding region: 1312-4851 (1179 amino acids)
Biological process (GO): regulation of transcription by RNA polymerase II
Cellular component (GO): nucleus
Molecular function (GO): transcription cis-regulatory region binding
Source: RefSeq, a predicted model, not a curated record